UUAAUUAAAAGAAUAGGGUGGGUGAGUAUAAUAUUUUAAGAGGUAGAGUGUUUGAAUAGUCAUCCUGCCACAAGUUAAGAAUUACAAGCAUUCAUCUUCGAAAGAAAAAAAUUUGAAACUUCGUGUUAAAAACCAUGGAUGGAGGUGCUGCCAUCGAAGUUCUUGUCCAAAACCUGAUCAACGCUUUAAGGGAAGAGUACUCUCUACUUCGAGGUCUCGAUGAAGACGCGCAAACGCUGCAGAGGACUUUGAUCGUGAUCAUGGCCUACUUGAGUGAUGCAGAGAAGAAAUUCAUCACUCAAGAUGCUGUCAAGAUCUGGUUGAGGGAGCUCGAAGCUCUGGCUUUCGAUGCUGAUAAUGUCUUGGACAAACUCAGCUAUCAUCUUCUCAGCAAAAAAGUGAAGAAAAUGAAGACACCCACAGCCAAGGAUAAGGUACUGUCAUGCUUCUCUUCCUUUAGUCGCGUUUCACGUCGGCAUAAUAUGGCUAAUACAAUCAAACAAAUCAACGCGGAAUUUGAGUCUAUGAACAAAAGAGCAGCAGAUCUUGGCCUUCAAAGCAUGAUUGUGAAUGCACCUGAUGUUGCUGUUGUUUCCUUUGAGACUGAUUCGUUGAGUCUUGAUCCCAUCUUUAUUGGAAGAGAUGAUGAUGUGCCUAAACUAGUUGACAUGCUCACCCCGAUCCACCAAGAUCGGAUCUUUUCCAUGGUUGCUCUUGUUGGAAUGGGGGGUGUGGGGAAGACUACAUUGACUAGGAAAGUCUUUAAUCAUGAAAGGGUAAAGGCUCGAUUCGGAUCACUUAUUUGGGUUCAUGUUUCUCAAACUUUUGAUCCAAUCACUCUUUUCAACAAAAUCUAUUCAACGUUGGCUUCAAAUACAGUUGACAGGAUUGAGAUCAAGGAAGUUAUCUUGAAAAGGCUUCAAGAAGUUCUGAAGUCUAAAACUUAUCUUCUUGUUCUUGAUGAUGUAUGGAAUGAAGAUGUUACAAAGUGGGAAGAUUUUAUAAAUUCCAUUUCAGGAGUUACUUCUACCAAAGGGAAUGGCAUGAUCAUCACUACCCGGAGUCAGAAGGUUUCUUCAAUUGUGAACUCACUCGAAUAUGCUUUGAGUGGCUUAUCAGACCAUGAUUGUUGGUCCAUAAUCAAAGCAAAAGCUGCUUUUGAUGGAAAUGGAGAAGUUGCAUCAAGAUUUGAGAUUAUUGGAAGAAAGAUUGCAGAAAGAUGUGGGGGUUUGGCCUUAGCUGCCAAUGUAGUCGGGGGUGUGCUUCGCUACAAGUCCGAAGAAGAGUGGCGCUUAAUCGCUGAAAAUUGGCUUUCAGAUGGCGAAGGAGGUGAAAAUAUUUCAAGAAUAUUGAAACUCAGCUAUGAUCAUUUGUCUUCGCCAUCACUCAAGAAGUGCUUCGCGUAUUGUUCAGUUUUCCCCAAAGGUUACGUUGGGAUGAAGCAAGAGCUGAUCGAACUAUGGAUGGCAGAAGGGUUUCUUCAACAAAACCAAAUCGAUGAUAUGGAAUCUGUGGGAAACAUGUUUUUUAAUGUGUUUCUACAGAUGUCUCUGUUGCAAGGUGCAAGCAAAGAUGAUUAUGGAAAUGUGGAACAUUUUGUGAUGCAUGAUCUUGUGCAUGAUCUUGCAUCUUCUGUUUUAUCUAAUAAUGCAAAUGGCAGCACCAUAGUUCGAUACAUGUUUCUCGAGAAAGAGUCGAUUCCUAUUCCAAAAGAAGUGGCCAAGCAUGUGCGUACAUUAUUCUUAAAAGGCGGAACUUCUGCUACCAUGUUCCUAAACUUCAAAUGUUUGCAUAAUCUAACACUUGAUUAUACCGAUCUACCCAAUUCGAUUAGGGAGUUGAUACAUUUGAGAAAUCUUAAUGUUUCGUAUACAGGAGAGUUGCCGGAUUGGAUUGGUGAACUCCAUCACUUGCAAACUUUAAGAACAGAAUCAUGGAAACUCCCGAAUACGUUGAAGUACUUGAUUAACUUGAGGCAUCUUUAUAUCAGGCAGUAUGCAGAGUUGCCUACGGAGAUUGGGAGAUUAACUAGUCUCCAAACACUACCUUACUUCACAGUGGGCGAAGACAAGGGCUAUCGAAUUAAAGAACUUGGAAGUUUGAAGAAUCUCAAAGGAACACUAGGGAUUCAGCAUCUUGAAAGGGUGCCUGACAAAGAAGAGGCUUUGGAAGCAAAUAUAUGUCAGAAGCCGAACUUAUAUGAGUUGGUGCUUGAAUGGAGUGAUGGCAGAGAAGAUGAAAGAAAUGAUGAAAGUGUGUUGGAAGGUCUCCAACCUCAUAUAAAUCUUAAGAAGUUGAAGAUUUAUGGAUUCAAAGGUAAAAUAUUUCCAACAUGGGCUGCGAAGAUGGCCGUGCGGGAUGGGCUUCAACGCUCUUGGGUACCACUUGACAAUGUGAUUGAGAUAAGACUGUAUAGAUGCUCAGAGAUUGAGGAAAUCCCCGCGAUGGAGCACUUAGCUAAUCUUAGAUCUCUUACUUUGUGGGAAUUGAAGAAGGUGAGGCUCAUAAAUUCCUCAUUUGGUAAUUUAAAGUCCCUCAGAAUAGAAAAGUUUGAGGCAUUGGAAUGUCUAGGAGAAGAGCUAUUCUAUAACAAUCACAAUCUCUCAAAGCUGAGGAUUAAGAAGUGUUCUGUGUUGAGAGAAUUACCGGAUGGAUUAAACACACUCGAAUCUCUGGAGGAGUUGAUCAUCAUGGAUUGUCCAAAGCUGAAGUCGAUUGGGAGUCCAAGUGUCGUGGCAGGACAGGGCCAAGGAAUCCUCAGUUGGGUGCGCAUCAUAGGAUGCGAAGAGCUGGUGGAAUUUCCUCGUCAAAUGCUGGAGUCGUGGGCGCCAACAAUGGCGACUCUCGACCUGGAGGGACUAAGGAGCCUUGAGAAUCUACCAAUGCUGAUUGACUGCCUCGCUAAAUCAAAUCAUCUGAAAAGAAUGAGAAUCGCUGGCGUUCCUAAUUUUAAGGCUACCGGUAGCGUUAAGAGGUGGGGUUUAGGCAGCUUGGAGAAGUUAAACAUAGAUGUGAGUGUGGAGUGGUCAAGGGAGAAUAGUGGUGCCAUUGAAGAUGCUGUGGAUGGAAUGUUGCAAGGAUGUUGCAACUCACUUUAUGAGUUAAUAGUGAGAGGGGUGGAAGAUUGGGAGUGGCUGCCCCAAUCAAUUCAACAUCUUACUGCUAUUCAAAGGUUGGAAUUGAAGAAUGUAGGGGUGGAAGAAUUGCCACAAUGGUUUGAGAACCUCUCCUCUCUGUUUGAGUUAUGUCUAGUUGGUUGCAACAAGUUGAGACGGCUGCCCUCUGUGGAUGCGUUGAGGCGAUUGAAUCAGUUAGUGAUUAAAGAUUGCACUGAGCUAAGUAUUGAUCCGGAGUGGCGCGACCAUCCCAAUCUCACCAUCUACGUCGAUGGCCUCCACAUUUGAAUGUUGUUGAUGACAUCCCAAACAGAGGAGAGAUUGCCUUUGAGAAAGAAAAAGGAUGAGUAAACUUUGAGUUGAGUGGUGAUUUGGAGAAGAAGAUGGUUGCCUUGCAAACAUGGCAUUUCUGAGGUGUGCUAUUAUUGUUAUUAUUAUUAUUAUUAGUAUAGGAAAUCAUUGAACAGGGUUAUGCAUAUACCACAUAUUUUGAUGGAUUAAACAGUUUUGAGUUUGUUUUGAAGCAAGGCGGCUCUGGUACGGGAGGAGUAGACUCGAAGUACCUCCGUGGAUACUCUAUUUCGAGCAACGCAGAUUUCACUGUGCGAUUUUUCAUUCAAAUAAGAAACAAGUUUGAUCUUGCAGUUUGCGGAUUCAGUCUUGUUGAUUUUGAUUUUGUAGUUUAUGUGUACCGAAUUUGCUUCAUAAUCCGUAGAUACAACGUAGGGCAUGGAGGAUCGAUGUUAAGAGACUUAUAACACAUUAUUUGGAAUGACGGGCUUCACAACA
This is a messenger RNA of Salvia splendens (bonfire salvia), 3905 nucleotides long. Its product is annotated as disease resistance protein RGA2. The transcript has 2 exons. Lineage: Eukaryota; Viridiplantae; Streptophyta; Magnoliopsida; Lamiales; Lamiaceae. The coding region runs from base 135 to 3404 and encodes 1089 amino acids. Gene Ontology annotation, molecular function: ADP binding. The record is from RefSeq and is a predicted model, not a curated record.